Molecule: messenger RNA, 2699 nt
Organism: Eleginops maclovinus (Patagonian blennie)
Lineage: Eukaryota; Metazoa; Chordata; Actinopteri; Perciformes; Eleginopidae
Product: protocadherin gamma-C5-like
Exons: 1
Coding region: 150-2699 (849 amino acids)
Biological process (GO): homophilic cell-cell adhesion
Cellular component (GO): plasma membrane
Molecular function (GO): calcium ion binding
Source: RefSeq, a predicted model, not a curated record
AUGCACUCAUCGAAGGCGUCCGGAAUAUUUUAUUAAUACAUUUUGACGGAUCUAUUUAUAUUGGAGUGUCUAUUCUGAUGAUGGUUUUGAAAGCUGGAUUGUGCUGAUGAAUACCUUGAUGGAAAAUAACGAAUUGUGACGGACCCAGGAUGACAAAGACAAUAGGAUACCGAGACUGGAGAUGGCAGGCUCUUUGGUGGCAUCAUUUCUUUCUCUUGUGGAGUACAAUAAAUGGACAGACUCGUUAUAGCAUCCCGGAGGAACUAAAACAGGGCUCUGUGGUAGGAAAUCUAGCCAAAGAUCUGAGCUUGGGUCUAGCAGACAUGUUUUACCGUAAACUUCGUCUCUCCUCUGAGGCUGGUGAGCAGUAUUUCAGUGUGGAUGCGGGGAAAGGCGAGCUGGUGGUGAAUGACAGAAUAGACAGAGAGGCUUUAUGUGGACAAAGCGCGAGCUGUGUUUUGCCUUUAAAGGUUGUAACAGAGAAUCCACUACAGUUACACCGCAUCGAAGUAGAGAUAAGGGAUAUAAACGACAAUUCUCCCAUUUUUUCAAUUGAGGAGCGAUCUUUAAAGAUAGCAGAAUCUACUGCCACGGGCAUACGCUUUCCUUUAGAAACCGCACAGGAUCAGGACGUUGGUAGUAAUUCGGUAAAAUCUUAUACCUUAAGUAAAGAUGAGUGUUUCAGUUUAAGGAUAAAAGAGUUGUCUGGUAAUCGAAAGGUUCCAGAGCUAGUACUAGAAAAAGUGCUUGAUAGAGAGAAACAAAGUGUCCAUCAGUUAUUACUGACAGCUUUAGACGGAGGCAAUCCUGUCAAAACUGGAACCACAAAAAUCGUUGUUACUGUACUCGACAACAACGACAAUGUCCCCGUUUUCAAAAAGCCCUUGUAUAAUGUAACUAUACAUGAAAAUAAUGUAGCUGGUUCUGUAAUUGUAAAAGUUGAAGCAACAGAUGCAGAUGAGGGUGUUAAUGGAGAGAUUGCGUACGCCUUUGCUGAGCAUACACCCCAGGCAUUAUUGUCAAUUUUUCAUUUACACUCGGGCACAGGUGACAUUUCCUUAGUAGGGCCAUUAGAUUAUGAAAGCAAUCAAAUGCAUGAAAUAGAUAUUACGGCAAGAGAUAAAGGCAUUCCUGAGAUGGAAGGCCACUGCCGUGUGCAAUUUACACUAAUAGAUAUUAAUGAUAAUGCCCCAGAAAUAGUUCUCACUUCAAACCCAAACCCAGUACGUGAAGAUGCAGGGAGAGGCACGGUUGUUGCCUUAAUCAGUGCACGAGACCAUGACUCCGGAAAUAACGGUAAAGUGACGUUACAAAUCACCAAAGGUUUUCCCUUUAGUCUUAAACCAUCUUUUUCUAAUAAUUACGCACUGAUAACAAGUGGUUUGUUAGACCGAGAGCGUUUCUCGGAGUACAAUAUUGAGAUAACAGCCACUGAUUCAGGUUCUCCUCCUCUGUCCAGUAAGAAAAUGAUACCUGUCAGCAUCACUGAUGUGAAUGAUAACCCGCCUUUAUUCACUCAGCCAUCCUAUAAUGUGUAUUUAAAAGAGAAUGGGGUUCCAGGCUCUAUACUGUACUCAGUAUCAGCAUCUGAUCAUGAUUUUGGUGAAAACGCCAAAAUCUCCUACUCCAUACUGGACUCUAAAGUGCAGGACGUUUCUGUGUCGUCUUAUGUUUACAUUAACUCAGAUAACGGCAGCAUCUACUGCAUGCACUCUUUUGACUAUGAAAAACUGAAGGUGUUUCGGAUACAGGUUCAGGCAAAGGAUCAGGGCUCUCCGUCUCUCAGCAGCAACACCACUGUCCAUGUUUUUAUCCUGGACCAAAACGACAAUGCCCCCGCUGUUAUUUACCCCUCCUCCGCUGCCCUGGGCUCCCUCUCUCACCAGAGGAUGCCACGCUCCGCUAAAGUGGGUCACCUGGUUACAAAGGUGACGGCUGUGGACGCUGACUCGGGCCAUAACGCCUGGAUCUCUUACAAGCUGGCGGAGGCCACUGACGCCUCUCUGUUCACUGUCAAUCUGUACACAGGGGAGGUAAGAGCUAAACGCGCUGCGUCCGAGCAGGACGACUCCUCUCAGAGGCUGCUUAUAGAGAUCAAGGACGACGGGGAACCGGUUCAGUCCGCCACCGUCACGGUGUCCAUCCUGUUGGAGGACGGCAAUGAGCCCAUCGUAGACCUCCGACAGAAAGCGGCCGAGCCCAGCAGGAAAACUGGGAGAAUCACCCUGUAUUUGAUUCUCUCUCUGGCCUCGGUGUCCGUGCUGUCUCUGGUGACUUUUCUCAUUUUAGCGGUUAAAUGCAUGAGGAACAGCAGAAGCAGCGGUAGUUGCUGCAUGAGACGCAGCGACUGUGAUAAUUACAAGAACCCCAACAGAAACCUGCAGAUUCAGCUCAACACCGAUGGACCUAUAAAGUACGUGGAGGUCCUGGGAGGAGACAUGAUGUCCCAGAGUCAGUCCUUCAGGUCCUGCAUGUCUCCAAUAUCAGAGUACAGUGAUUUCACUUUGAUUAAACCCAGCAGCACCACUGACUUUAAGGAGGUGAUCAGUGUUCUGGAUGCGUCUUUACCCGACAGCACCUGGACCUUUGAGAGCCAGCAGGUGAGCCGAAAAAAAGGACACCUACAGUGUAAUUUAAUAUUGUUGUUCACAUUUUUCAACAUCUUCAUCUUUAGCCUAAUGAAGUGUGUGUUUUGGUGA